CUCCCAUCCACAUCUGCUCAGUGGUCAAUCCAUUUAAUGCAGUCCCCGCUGCUGCGCUGCUCUCGCUCGCCUCGUUUCAGCCGCCUCCCCUGCCCCGUCUCUCUUCCCGCCCUCUCCCGCUGCACAGGUGAUGUCAUUCUUUUUCAGCUGGAUUCCCCUCCCUUCCCCUGCCUCUCCUAGCUCCCACUCUCUCCUCCGCUUCCCAUUAGCGGCUGACUCUUCUCCGUGCAGCAUCCGUCCACGGCGGCUUCUCUCUCCAAGGCUGGGGAGGGGGAGGAGGAACACCGGCGUGAGGUGCGAGCUUUGGCCACUGGAUGGUUGGGGUUUACCGGAGCGGGAUCGCUGGGAUCUGGCAUGGAGCUGCACGCCGCCGCUCACGUUUCCAUCGCUGGAGCUUUAUAGAGUUGCAAAGAGACGAAGGAAGGAGUUUGUCAGAUCCAGAUGAUUCAAGCCUUGUGGACUUGAACCCUGGCAUGAAGUUUUUUCCAGCUUCUUGCUGGAUCUUUAGCAGGACAAAACUGACUUAAUAGCCUUUUGAUAAAAGUUUGCCAGGUUUAACAAAUUUUUGUUUUCCUACUAGAACUUUCUUGCUUAAGUAGAGAUUUGCAAACUUUGGUUCUGCCUUGACUUGAACUACCUAAUUAAUACGGACGUCUUUUUUUAAACGCAUCUGGACGGUUCUGUUGCAGCAGGAAGAGAGAGAAAGAGUGGCGUCAGCCGUCCCCCUCUUCUCUUACUUAUUUAUUUCUUUCCUCAUCCUUUCGCCGAAUAAGAGGGGAAACUUCCCCCUCUCCGGCUCCCUCCCGCUCGUGGAAAUGGCUUUCCUGGUCCGUUGCUAUGCCAACUGCUUGCAGCCGUGGUCCUCCAAACUUCCUGCCGAUCUCAAUAAGAUGCACCUGACAGACCACGCCCAUCAGCAGGUGAUGCACAUGGCGCCUAGCCAAUCAGGGUGCAGCAUCACCAGCGACUCAGGCAGCAGCAGCUUGUCGGACAUUUACCAGGCCACAGAGAGCGACCUGGGAGACGUGGAUCUGUCUGGACUGCCAGAGGCUCCAGUGGACAGCGAGGAAGAGGAGGAGGAGGAUGAAGACCUGGAGAGAGCGUCAGACGGACUUCUGGGCCGGGACCUGGUCCGAGAGUGUCUGGAAAAAGACCCAGCCGACCGCAACGAUGAUGACAUCGAACAACUGCUGGAGUUUUUGCACCAGCUGCCUGCGUUCGCCAACAUGACCAUGUCCGUACGACGAGACUUGUGCAGCGUCAUGGUGUUUGAGGUGGUGGAGCAAUCUGGCACGGUCAUCCUGCACAACAAACAAGAGCUCGACCACUGGUAUGUGAUCUUGAACGGAGCCGUGGAGAUCAGCCAUGCAGAAAGCCGAACAGAGACUCUUUGUAUGGGGAACAGCUUUGGCAUCUCGCCCUCACUGGAUAAGCAGUACAUGAACGGAGAAGUUCGCACCAAAGGAGAUGACUGCCAGUUCGUCUGCAUCGCCCAGGAGGAUUACUGGCGCAUCCUCAACCACGUGGAGAAAAACACGCACAAGGUGGAGGAGGAGGGGGAGAUCGUGAUGGUGAAGGAGCAUCGCGAGUUGGACCGCAGCGGCACCAGAAAGGGACACAUCGUCAUCAAGGGAACUCCAGAGCGUCUGAUCAUGCACCUGGUGGAAGAGCCGUCGGUGGUAGACCCCACCUACAUCGAGGACUUCCUGCUGACCUACAGGACCUUCCUGUCCAGUCCCAUGGACGUUGGCAGGAAACUGCUGGACUGGUUCCAGGUGGACUGCUACCGGGACACGGUGACGAGAAUAGUGCUGCUUUGGGUCAACAACCACUUCAACGACUUUGAGGGCGACUCGGCCAUGACGCUCUUCCUGGAGGAAUUUGAGAAACAUCUAGAAACAUCAAAAAUGAAGGGUCAUCUGAGGUUGCUGAACAUUGCAUGCGCAGCCAAGGCGAAGUGGAGGCAGAUCACGCUGCAGAAGGCAUCCAGGGAGUCGCAGCUGCAUUUCAGCGUGCAAGGAGGCAGCGAGAGAGGAUUCGGCGUCUUUGUGGAGUCGGUGGAAGAAGGAAGCAAAGCGGCAGAGACCGGACUCAAGCGGGGGGAUCAGAUCAUGGAGGUUAAUGGUCAGAACUUUGAGAACAUCGGCUUGUCCAAAGCAGUGGACAUCCUGAGGAAUAACACACACCUUUCCCUCACCGUGAAAACCAACAUCUUUGUGUUCAAAGAGCUGCUGAGCAGGAUCAUGCACGAAAAGAAAAACGGUGGCCCUCACAUUCCUAAGAUCCAGGAGAAAAAAGGCAACCGCUUCUCCAUCGCCGACUUCUCCGGAGACAUCGAGUUCCCCACGGACAGCAAAAGCACCCGGAAGAUGAAAGCGAACACCGUGUCGGGGGGACGCAACAAGAUCAGGAAGAUGCUGGAGAAAACGCGCUUCAGUAUACUACCACCCAAACCAUUCAGGGGCCUGUUUGGUGACGGCGGCCUGGGUCAGAGUCAGGAUGACAGCAUCGUGGGCACCAAACAGUGUCGUCACAGCGUCGCCAUCAUGCCCAUUCCUGGAAACCUGUCGUCAAGCAGCCCUGACCUGCUGCAGCCGGCGACCAGCGUACUCGACUUCUCCAACCCCUCCGCUCUUGGAUUGUACUACAUCCCAGACCAGGUUAUCCGCGUGUUCAAGGCAGACCAGCAGAGCUGCUACAUCAUCAUCAGCAAGGACAUGACGGCCAAGGACGUCGUCACACACACUGUCAACGAGUUCAGCCUCCCGGCGCCGCCGGACACCUACUCCCUGUGCGAGGUGUCCGUCAGCCCAGAGGGGGUCAUCAAGCAGCGCCGGCUUCCCGACCAGCUCUCCAAACUGGCCGACCGGAUUCAGCUGAACGGCAGAUAUUACCUGAAGAACAACAUGGAGACGGAGACGUUGUGUUCAGAUGACGACGCUCAGGAUCUCCUCAGAGAGAGUCAGAUCUCCCUGCUGCAGCUCAGCACCAUGGAGGUCGCCGCCCAGCUGUCGAUGAGAGACUUUGAACUCUUCAGAAACAUCGAGUCCACAGAGUAUGUGGAGGACUUGUUCAAGCUGGACUCGUCUGCUGGGUGUACAAACCUGAAACAGUUUGAGGAGGUGAUAAACCAGGAGACCUUCUGGGUGGCUACUGAGAUCCUGAAAGAGCCAAACACCCUGAAGAGGAUGAAGACCAUCAAGCACUUCAUCAAGAUCGCUCUGCACUGCAGAGAGUGCAAGAACUUCAACUCUAUGUUCGCCAUCAUCAGCGGGCUGAACUUGGCACCGGUGGCCCGGCUGCGAAGCUCCUGGGAGAAAUUGCCCAGUAAGUAUGAGAAGCUCUUUGAGGACCUGCAGGACGUCUUCGACCCGUCCAGGAACAUGGCCAAGUACCGCAACGUGCUGAGCAGCCAAAGCAUGCAGCCGCCCAUCAUCCCGCUGUUUCCUGUGGUCAAGAAGGACCUCACCUUCCUGCACGAAGGCAACGACUCCAACGUUGACGGCCUUGUGAACUUUGAGAAGCUGCGGAUGAUCGCGAAGGAGAUCAGACAUGUGGUGCGGAUGACCUCGGCCAACAUGGACCCCGCCCUCAUGUUCAGACAGAGGAAGAAGAGGUGGAAGAGUUUAGGGUCUCUGAGUCAAGGCAGCACCAACUCCAACAUCCUGGACGUUCAGGGUGGAGCCCAUAAGAAGCGCGUGCGCCGCAGCUCCCUCCUGAACGCUAAGAAGCUUUACGAAGACGCCCAGAUGGCCAGGAAGGUGAAGCAGUACCUGUCCAACCUGACGGUGGAGACGGAUGAGGACAAACACCAAAUCAUGUCCCUGCAGUGUGAGCCGUCUUACAACACAUUGGGUAAAAACCUGAGCGAGAGGCGGGCGAACAAGUCGGACAUGUCUCCGGUGUCCCUCAGGGCGACGUUACCCUCAGGGAAAACUCAGAACAGGGUGUCACAAGUCCUGCAGGUCCAGGUGCCUCUGAACCCUCUGAGGAAGAAGAGCACCGCCAAGGACAACAGCGCCUCCAACUCAAAUUCUCCGCAGGUGGUGAAGAAACCUUCAGCGAACCCGUCGGAUGAGUGGAGCGCCAAGAGGCCGUGUGAUGACACCGUUUCCACCGUGUCGUCGCUCCACUCCAGCCCCACAGUGUCGCCUCAGGGCUCGCCACGCAAAGUGGGCGGCGCCGCAAAAUCGCAGAACUCAAGCCAGAUGAACUUAUCGGGAUCCUCGUCGUCGCUGACCAGCGACGCCAGUACAAAGACGGGCACCAUCAGUCUGCGCAGCUACGGCAUAGGUUGUCCCCUCCUCCCUUCUGCCAAAUCGGACAACCUGUCGGACUCCAGUCACAGCGAGAUCUCGUCCCGCUCCAGUAUCUGCUCCGUGGACUCGGCGCAGGCCUCCGGACCGGACGACCGCUGUAACCGGGCCGGUUCCGGUACCGCUGCCACCGUUGCUGCUAAUGCUACGGCCGCGACGGCUGCUGUGGUCGCUGAGGGCACAGCGGCAUUAAAUGCACACUUAACUGCUGAUUACAGCCAGCCCAGCACAAGCUCUUCAGUCGUGGCUCGAGGAGGACAUGCAGCGCGACCUUUCACCUCUUCCCUCUCCACGGAGGAGCUGACCCCGGACCACGCCUCCUUGUCCCUGGACUCGGUGGUGGACAGCGGCCGCGGCAGCUGGACUUCCUGUUCCUCCAACUCUCACGAAUCCUUCCAAAUCCUCCCCGCCUCGUCCUGCCGGCCCUGGGACCACGGCAUCCACGGCCACCCGCUCUCCCUCCCCCACACGCACCUGAGCGGCUUCAAACUCCCGCUGCUGGGCCGGACGAUGGCCGAGGCGGACGCCGCCGGGCCCUCGUGGGCCGGCGACGCCGCCGGCCGCCUCACCAGAGAGUCCAGCUCAGAUCUGAGCGUUGCGGCGCGGGAGAGCCGGACGUCGUCGGGCUCCCUGUCGGAUAACUACGAGGGGAAUUACGGAACGAUAAAGCGGCGAAACGCCUCGGAGCUUCCUUCCUCGCCAGCCAACGAGGAAGGAGGGCAAAGCGCAGACGCCUCGUACAAAACGGUGACGUCGAGCACAGAGAAGGGCCUGAUAGUGUACUGUGUCACGUCCCCCACUAAGGAUGAGCGUUACCGAGCUCCCCCUCCCACCCCUCCAGGCUACCAGGGUCUGGCUCUGGGCGACCUCGGGGUCGCAGACGGAGUAGGCGGCGGGCCGGGGUCUCCCGCCCCCCGACCUCCUCACCUCAGACCUCCAGACUACAGCGUGGCCCUGCAGAGGAGCAAGCUCCUGCAGAGCCCCGGUGCGGCCAGCGGGCUGGCCGAGGCGCGGAGGCUUCACCUCCGAACGGCCAGCCCCAUUCAGGGCCAGUCCAGACCGCCCAGCCUCGUCCCCCCAGCGCAGGACCUGGCUGACAGCGAGGAUGAUGAACAGGUGUCGGCGGUGUGAACUCAUCAGCCGGGGGUCAUCGUGUGACCUCUGACCUCUGGACUUUUAUGGACCCGUUUCACAAAUCAGAGAUUUUAGAGACUUUUUUUAAAAAGAGAACCUGUGAACAAAGCUGGAAGAGGCGAUCGCAUCGCAGGAGACAGACUUUUAGAAGAACAGAGACGAUAUUUAUGCCCCGCUGGAAAAGCGGACCGACGUACCUCCAUUCGCUCUCCAGGCUCACUCAUCUGCACGUUUUGUCGUCUUUGCUUUAACUUGACGUUUUGCUUUAAUCGGCUGGAUUUCUGAGCUUGCAAAUGUGAACUCCUUGGUUUCAUUCUUUUUAACUUGAAUGUAAAUUAUGAAGAUCCACAGCUCUCAAAACAGAUGAUGCUGAGAGUUUUAAGUGUUUUAAGAUUUUUUUUUUUCUUUUGCGUUCCCUCACAAUGAAUUAGCAAAACCACUCUGGUCUGUUUUACAGUCACAAAUGUCACAAAUUUAAAAUUGCACAUUUAAAGAAAACGUGUUUAUACCUUCUUAACUAUUUGGUGCAUAAAUCUGAUUGAAAAUCGAUUUAUUAACUGCAUGUUUACAUUUGUUUGUAUCUGAGAUGUGGCUGCACAUGGAAACAACCCUUUGUUAACAUUUCAGACGACAAACACAAAAAAAUCAAUCAAACCUGUCAGGUGUCUUUAAAAUAACUAAAUAGUUUAUAUCUUAGAAGGAAUGAAAAGAGAGCUUUUGUAUUUUACUCGUCUGUUUGUGGAGCAUUUCUAUCCUAAAAAAAGAUACAAACUUCAGAUAUUUCAAAAACGAGAUGCUAACGAGCAGAAACCUUAAAACAGCAGAAAGACUUUCAGUAUUCAGUUAUGCUGACUAGUAAAUUAUUGAGGGAACGCAAAAGAAAAAAAAAUCCAGUUUUCUAAUCGUUAAAACCUAAAAAGCACUGAUGAAUAUUUUCAAAAGGUGGAAAAAGAGAAAAUCUCCAGGAAUCCCUCGUGUCUGCGUAGCACGUCCCGUCCUGAAACUUUGCGUCACUUCGCCUCGUUGUGUCGCUGCUUCCUGCUCGUUCUGUAAAACCUGGAUUAAACUCGGUUUUAAUGAGCUGAAGAACAAAUGCCUCGCUGCCUCCUGUAGACGUAAAAACCUUCGAUUUACUGCAGGCGCUGUAAAAAAACAACACACACACACACACACACCAAAACCAACAGGACAGUGUUUACGUGGCGGCGUCUGUGUUUUGUUUGCAGUGUUUACUGGUUGUCUGCGAGUUACGAGCUGCAGAAGGUUCAGUUGUAAAUUUGUUUAUAAUGCAGCAUUAUUUUUUGCUGACGCAGCAUUUUUUUGUAGCUCUUCUCACUCAGACGAGGUGCAACAAAGACGGUCUGCCUGGCUUACAUCUCCCAAAAUACUUGUUUUGUAAAAUAUUUAAAGAAAACGCUUGAAGAUCUGUUUUGAAAGCAGAAGAUUUGUACAGAAAUGAUUUUUUUAGUUUUUAACUGGAAUCUCUUUUUCUCCCUCCGUCUCUGUUCUGUUUGCUUCCUGUAAUUUGUUUUUGCCACACAAAGACUUGAAAUGAUCACUGCUAAUAUAUAUAAGUAUAUAUAGAUACUCACAGCAGAUAUAUAAAUUUGUACAUAUAUAUUUUUGCUGUUCCUUUGCCAUAAUUUAAUGUAAACUGAGUCUGUAUAAAUGUGCAGAGAGGAUAUUUUUGAAUAUUUUUGUUGAAAGCUAAAGGAAUUAGUUUUGGUUCUUGACCUUUUUUUGACGUGUUCUCCCGUUUUGAUGCUUCGUUUGCUGCAACUUUGGAUCUUUGAGUGUAAUUGCUGCUGAGUUUUGGGAGGAUGUAGCAGAGUGUGUGUGUGUGUGUGUGUGUGUGUGUGUGUGUGUGUGUGUGUGUGUGUGUGUGUGUUGGGAUCAGAACAGGUCUUCUUUUUUAUUUCCUCGCUGCUCUCACGUUUCCAACACAACACUUGUGUAGUUGCAGUUCUGCUUUGAAGGCUCCUGCCUUCUUGAACGAGGAGAGUUCAUGCAAACUCCCGACACUGACAGGAGCUUUUUGUUGAACUGAAGAGAAAAAUCCUCGCUCUAAUUCCACAUUCAGCUAAACAUAAAACUUUCUACCUGCCUGCUCUCUCUGCUUGCCUGGAAGCUUUUAUUUUGGCCUUCACCUCUUGGUAUUUUGUCUUUAAUGUCACUUUGACGUUUUGCACAACUCCUUUACUUGUAUUCUUAAACUGAAAUCAGUGUUACAGAAAUUACAGAAUUUGUGCAAAGUUUUUCAGAUUUCUGUUGAAAGACAGAAAUAAUUAAAACAGUCGCUGUUAAAGUAUUGAUAAUAUUCUAAAAUAAAACAAUAAAUAAGUGAACUAGCUUUGCAAAAACAUGUGAAUCUUUACGUCUUGAUUUCCAAAGAGCCGCCAAAUUUUCCAAAUCCAGCUUGUUGCACUACAGAUAGGAUUAAAGUUCAAACGAAUAAA
Molecule: messenger RNA, 7906 nt
Organism: Poecilia latipinna (sailfin molly)
Lineage: Eukaryota; Metazoa; Chordata; Actinopteri; Cyprinodontiformes; Poeciliidae
Gene: rapgef6
Product: Rap guanine nucleotide exchange factor (GEF) 6
Exons: 28
Coding region: 816-5447 (1543 amino acids)
Biological process (GO): Ras protein signal transduction
Cellular component (GO): apical plasma membrane; plasma membrane
Molecular function (GO): protein binding; guanyl-nucleotide exchange factor activity
Source: RefSeq, a predicted model, not a curated record